Emericellopsis atlantica is the source of this 2808-nucleotide messenger RNA. RefSeq lists its product as uncharacterized. The transcript has 3 exons. The record is from RefSeq and is a predicted model, not a curated record. Gene Ontology annotation, molecular function: NADP binding; flavin adenine dinucleotide binding; hydrolase activity. The coding region runs from base 57 to 2582 and encodes 841 amino acids. NCBI's taxonomy places the organism in Eukaryota, Fungi, Ascomycota, Sordariomycetes, Hypocreales, Bionectriaceae.
ACUGAACAACGAAGACUGAACAACGAAGACUGAACAACGAAGACUGAACAACGAAGAUGGCGCCCGCGGUCUUGCAAGUCAUUGUGUCUACGCCAUGGCUUCUCACCUCAUUCUUCCUCGGUUUUCUCAAGGCUCUACUUCCACAUACCAGACCUGCCCCGGAAUGGAGCAUCAACCAAGCCGUUAGGGUCCGUCUUGUGCGGCUUAUCCUGCAGUAUUGGUCCCUGCUGAGAGUCGGAGACAGCAUGACUCUGAAGCCUGGGCAAGAACGAGACCGCUUCAAGGUCGUGACGCCCCGCUCGCCAAAGCUAUACCAAGGCCAGCUUUAUGACAAGGAAAUCACACCCAAGCCGGUGGGCGUGACAUGGACGCCAGCAGAGCCUGCGUCUCGCGCGGGCAUCAUGGUGGCCUUGCACUUUCACGGAGGGGCCUUCGUGAUCGGCAGUGGACGAGAUCAUGACACGGGCUUCUUUGCCAAGGCAUUCACCAAGAACAUGGGAUGUACGCAUGUCUGCACGCCCCAAUAUCGACUGUCCAGCCACCCGCACUCGUGGUUCCCAGCGCAGCUCCAGGACGCGGUGACGUCCUACAUCCACCUAUUGCGCGAUUGCAGCAUCCCACCAGAGCAAAUCAUCAUCUCGGGCGACUCUGCGGGCGGCAACCUCGUGCUCGGGCUGAUGCGUUACAUUCACGAAUUCGGCGGCGAGCUGGACAUUCCCGCCCCAGCAGGUGUCGCGCUGUGGUCGCCAUGGGUCGAUGUUGAGGCUGCGCUCCACCAGGACAUGGCGCUGUCGCCCAACUAUGGCACCGACUACCUCAAUCGCAACUUUGGCUAUUGGGGCGCGUCCACCGUGACGAACGACGGCAAGAUUGAUCCCGCAGGACCGUACCUCUCGCCGCUGCACCACCCUUUCAAGAUAGACGUCCCGAUGUACGUCAAUGCUGGCAGCCGCGAGGUGCUGUACGAGGACAUUUGCGAGCUGGCCCUGCGGUACCGCGACGCAGGCUGCAAGGUUAGCCUCGACGUCAGUGAGGGUUGUCCGCAUGACUUCCUCCUGCUGGGCCCUCGCAUGGGCUUUACGCAGGCGGGUCACAUGGCAGCACGCAAGGCAAACCGCUUUUUUCACCGGGAGGGAUCUCAAGGGCACCCGUACGUUAUUGAGCGGGCAAAAAUGUCUUCGCCACCUUCAUACGACGCCAUCAUUGUUGGCGCUGGGAUAUCUGGCAUCAACGCAGCAUAUCGACUACAAAGCGCCUCUCUCACAUACACCAUCCUAGAGGCACGUUCAAGCCUCGGCAUCCGGUGUGAUUCAGACAUCUACUCGUUUGGAUUUACCUGGAGUCCCUGGACAAAAGAAGAAGUGAUGCCGAGCGGCCAGCAAAUCAAGGAGUACGUCACACGCUCUGCGCAUGAGCAAGGAAUCGAUCAGCACAUGCGGUUCAAGCACGCCGUCACCAAAGCCAACUGGAACGGGGAGACGAAAAUGUGGGAGGUGCACGCUGCCGUGAAAGGCGAGGAAGAGACACUGCUGUUCACUAGUCGCUUCCUGUUCUUGGGCACGGGUUAUUACGACUACGACACCCCUCUGCAGACAACAAUCCCCGGAAUCGACAAGUUCGGGGGCAAAGUGAUCCACCCUCAGUUCUGGCCCAAAGAUUACGACUACACCGACAAGGAGGUUGUCGUCAUUGGCAGCGGAGCCACGGCUGUCACAGUCUUGCCUGCCAUGACGGACAAAGCAAAGAGAGUCACGAUGCUGCAGAGGAGCCCUACGUACAUCAUGACACGACGGAACAAGUCGCCUCUCCAGAACGCGCUCUUUGCCUUCUUGCCUACCAUGUUUGCCCAUUUUCUCAACCGCAUGUUCUACAUCUUGACGAGCAUUCUCACCACGUGGUUCUGUCGAACAUUCCCUGGUGCUGCAAAGGCCCUGGUCCGCAGCUUGACUGUCUCACAACUGCCACCGUCCAUCAAGCACGACCCUCACUUCAAGCCGCGGUAUAACCCAUGGGAGCAGCGUUUCUGCGCAAGCAUGGAUGGCGACUUUUUCCAGGCAUUGCGGGGAGGCAAGGCGGAUAUUGUGACGGACACCAUCAAGCAGGUCACGGAGAAGAGCAUCGAGCUCGAGUCGGGUGCCUCCUUACACCCCGACGUGAUCGUCACUGCUACAGGCCUGAAACUCAAGUUCGGCGGCGGCGUCAGCAUGUCGGUCGAUGGCAAGCCAAUCAAUCUCUCUGAGAUGUUCGCCUGGAAGUCGGCUAUGAUCCAGGACGUGCCCAACAUGCUGUUCCUGACGGGCUACGAAACUGCGUCGUGGACGCUGGGUGCUGAUGUCAACAUGCACAUGUUUUUGCAUCUGCUGCGGGAGAUGAAGAAGAGGAACGCACAGGUAGCUGUGCCGAGGGUGUCCAAGCCGAUGAAGGAGGUGUCCAUGAUGAAACUCAAGUCUACGUACUUCAAGGUGGGCGGGCAUGUGUUCCCCAAAGGUGGCCAGGGGCAGUGGGAGCCCAAGGCCGACUACCUGACGGAUCUCGCUGGUGCGAAAUGGGGGGAUGUGGUCACCGAUAUGGAGUUUUCGUAGUCACGGUACACGUGAAAUCGAGAAUUGAAGCCUUAUCAUUCUAUAUCUUUCUGAGUUUAAUCACAUGUGCGGGACGAACACUAGCUUGAAUCUUCAUCUAUCAUGUGGCGACAGGAAAUGACUACGGAUCUGCCCGUCUAGUUGCAAGAGCAUCGAAUAAAGUUGCUACAAGAAACUAAUUAGAUCCGGACUUGCAGCAGACCCUCGCCCAUCAUGAUCGGGGCCC